AUGGCCAAUAAAACAGAUGAAAAGGCACUUGACCACAUUCGUCAUGGGGGCAAUGCAAACUACAGCCACAGGCUCCGAGCAGCCAGCGUGGUGGUCCUGUACCAGUUCCUCCCUCCAGGCUUUGACUUCUGCCAGGCCAACAGUGGCCCCCUGCACCUGCUGGGCUGAAGUGAGCCAGGCAGAUGGACAUUGCCUGUCCUGGCUACUGUCCCAGACACCAGGACAGGCUGUCCCCAGUUCCGGAAGUACGAGUUUGGUGUCUGCCCGGCCAGCCUGACCUCACUGGAGGAGUCCUCGGAGCAGCUGGAGGACAUGGUGGCCUUCCUCCUGGGCUGCAGCUUCUCCCUGGAAGGGGCCUUGGAGAAGGUGGGGGUCUGUGGAAGAGAACUAGCAGGCCACGGCCACGCAGGUGCAUCCAAGACAACAGUCGCUUGUGCCGCCAUUGCUGGCUUUUGCUGCCCUCUGGUGGUCACGAUGAGGCCCAUUCCCAAGGACAAGCUGGAAAGGCUGGUGCAGGCCAGUUGCUCCAUCUGGGGCAAGCAAGGACAACCCAUUCAUAUCGGCGACCCGCAACUGUUGGGCAUCAAAGAUCUUUUCAAACCUGACUAUGAGGAUCCUGUGGUGUGUCGGCCAGGCGAUGUCCCAGUGUUCUGGCCUUCUCAGCUGUCCAGUCUCGAAGCUGUCGGCAGCUACAACCCCCCGGCUUUCACCAGCUCACCAGGUUGCACAGUUAUGACUGACGAAGAUACGGAGACUCCGGACAGUUGUCCUACCCCUGAGGGAAUUCCAGAUGUCCAUCGUAUUUCCCAAGAUCCUCUGCACUACAGCAUCGCAUCAGCUUCAGCCGUUCAGAAGAUCAGAGAAACCGAGAGUAAAAUUGCCACAGACUCAGGCAACCGGGGGAUCGGGCACCUGCUUUGCAAAGAUGAGCUGCUGAGGGCCUCUCUGUCACUGUCCCAUGCCUGCUCGGUGCUCAUCACCACCGGGUUCCCCACGCAUUUCAACCGUGAGCCUCUGGAAGAGACAGACGGCCCGCCCGGAGCCAUCGCUCUGGCCGCCUUCCUGCAAGCCUUGGAGAAGGUAGUCUCCAUGAUAGCUGACCAGAGAGCCUUGAGUUUGUACGGGGAGCUUGUGGAAGAGGCUGUUGAGCAAGGUGUUCUGAAGACACAGAUCCCAAUAUUAACUUAGCAAGGUGAAUCAGCAGGAGCUGCUUAGGCGUUUCUAUGCAAAGAUGGGGACCCCAGGUCACCUAGAUUCGACCAUCUGGUGGUGAUAGAGCGCACAGGGAGGGCCGCGGACGGCAGUCACUACAAUGCGAGGAAGAUGAACUUCAAGCACUUGGUUAAUCCCAUUGACGAUCUUUUCCUGGCAGCUCGGAAGAUUCCUGGAAUCUCAUCAACUGGGGUUGGUGACGGAGGCAAUGAACUUGGGAUGGGCAAGGUCAAGGAGGCUGUGAAGAGGCACAUACAAAAUGGGGACGUCAUUGCCUGUGAUGUGGAGGCUGAUUUUGCUGUCAUCACUGGUGUUUCUAAUUGGGGAGGCUGUGCCUUGGCCUGCACACUAAUCCUGAACUCAUGUGAAGUCCACGGAUAUUACCUGAGGAAGGCAGUUGGGCCCUCCAGAACACCUGGGGAGCAGAAUUGGACUUAGGCCCUCCCACCUGUCACUAAGGAAGAAAAAGUCUUGGGCAUCCUGGUGUGGCACAAAGUCCAGAGCGGAGUCUCGGGGAUGGUGGGCAUGGAGGUGGAUGGGCUGCCCUUCCAUGGCACCUGCGCCCAGAUGAUCCAGAAGCUGGUGGACGUCACCACGGUCCACGUGUGACCAUGUGUGUUACAGGCGUGUGGAGUGCAUACCAGAUGGCCAUGCCUGGAUCUAGGGAGGAGUUCCCUGGGGGCCCCCAGCUUCUUUCCACAAUAGCCUUGCAAAUAAACACUGGCCCUGGGCCCUGCUGACCACCAGCCUCACCUUCAUCCAACCCACUGCAUUCUGCCCAUUCCACGUGGGUUCCACUGGCUCCACAAUGAAGUCUAACUCUCAGGUUCAAAAGACUUCUGCUCCAGACAGGAUGGAGAAGAUGCAGCUUAAUAGCAAUUCACAUAAACUCAAUAUAUGUUUGCAAUGUGAUAUGCUUGCCAGAAAAGCUAAUGCAUCAGUAGGAGUACAGUGAAGUAAACGGUUCCUUUCUCCUUGCUGCAAGUCAGAAGACUUAGUCUCGCUUCAGAUCCAAGCAUCACAUUUGAAAAAGUGGGUUUUGUUCAUACGAGGUACCGGAAGAUGAGUGCUUAAAACCCAAGUGGAGGUGGCUUGAAGAGCUGUCUUUCAGAGACUGGCCAGAUGUUCACCAAUUCUGCUUCCUCUUCCUGCAUACAUAGGAAAACUACAUUCCCCAGCCUUCUUUGCAGUUAGGUUGGGGCCGUGUGACCAGAACCUAGCCAAUGGAGUGUGAGUAGCAGGGAUAUCAACCACUUCCAGACUUGGCCAUAAACCUCCCCUGAGAUUCUCUUUGUGCUGCUUCCCCUACCUGUGUGAAUGGAAGGGGAAGACUCCAAGAUAUGGAACCUCUUGAUGGGAGGAUCCUGAAUCACUGCUGUCACCUGGGAAAAGACUUGCCAGAAAGCAGCCACUCAUUGGAUGUUGCAUGAACAGGAGAUAAACUUUUACUGUUUUAAGGCACUGUGAUUUGGGGGUAUAUUUGUUCCUGCAGAAUAAUCCAGCCUUGUCUAGUACAAGCUUGGGAGGUUUAACACUGAGAAGUAGGAUAUGAGAGUUGUCUUCAAAUAUCAGUACCUGAAGAGCCAUGUGGCUCCAGAGGCCAGAAGUAAGGCCAGUGGGAAAAGUGGUUCCACUUUGGCUCAUUAGGAGUGAAGAUUUUCUGCCCGACCUUGGAAUGACUUGUCUUGGGUAGUAGAAAAUUUGUGUUAUUAGUGGUAUUUGUAGAGAAACUGGACCAUCAUUUUGAAGGGACAUACAUGGGAUCAGUCAUGGAGAGGGAAUUGGAUAUCAUGACCUCGACCGUACAUUCCAGCACUGAUAGCAAAUGUCUAAUCCAGCAGUGUCCUUUUGAGAGUUGAAUUAAAGCAAAUGGAAUUGAAAUCCCACCAUUUCCUCAGAGCGCUGGGCACCACUGUGACCCCAGGGUGAUUGCCAUCAAAGACCAUCAUCUUGCCAGAUGAAUUCCUGGAGGCUGCAGGAUCACCAGUUGUGAGGAGCAAGUUUUUCAGAAAAGCAUUGAACCAAGAGCGCCAGAUUCUGGCUCUCUCUUGGUUGUACCAGCCAGAGGAAAGCAGCAGAUGGGGAAGUAUUCUGUGCUGAAAAUUUCUCCCACUCUUGUCUGGCUAACCCACAGACCAGUGUGUGUAAACAGGAAGAUGAGCCGUCAUCUUGCUAAGCAACAGUGGUGAAUAAGAAAGGAAUCUAAUGGCUUCUGCCACCUUUAGUCCAAACCAGAUGGACCUUUCUCAGGAGAGAAAGGAGUCUUAAGUCUCAAUAAUAUCCUCACUUAGUCUGUUUAGAAGAAGGAUUGACUCUUCCGGAACACUCCAGAACUCCAGGAAUCUGACCCAGAAAGGGAUUAAGUGACCAAAGCCAAAUUUACAUUUUAAUAUGACGCAGUUAAUCCUUGGUGAUAAACAGGGAGUCUACCACUAUUGAGAAGAUGCUGCAGCCUAAAAAGUCUGGUCAACAAAUGUGGGCCUCCCCAAACAAAACCCAAGCAAUGCGGACAGCCCCGCAGAGAUGAGUGCAACGGGCCUUUCUGCUUUGACAAUCUCUAGUGAGAAGGGGAUGGUAUGGUCUGAUCAAGCCCUCCCUUGCUAUGGGAAGCAGCUACUCGGCAGGUAGAAGGGGUCAUGUGUCCAAGGACAGAGGGAGUGAUAUUCUCCAAACCACAGGCCUGGGCUCUGUCCUCAAAAGGGAGGUGGGCAAGUUAAGUCCCAGAGUAGAUUUGCAACAACAUGCUGAAGAGCUGAAGACACUGUAUGAAUCUCAAGAGGAGGGAGAGAAGACCCCCGCUUCACUUGAGGGAGUCGGGGAGCAGAAUUCACCACCUCAAGAUGUCUCUUUGGCAUGAGGAUUAUUUUGGGCUGGUUAUUUUUUUAAAAGCUACAGACAUGGGAGAAACUCUGAAUACCAAGUAGAAGUUACCCUUUGUAAGAGACAUUUACAUUUGUAAGGGAAAUCUCCAUUUGUAACGACAUCACCCUCUCUGUACCAGGAAGAGGGGGGUGACUUUAUCUCUAGAAACUCUUAUCAAUGCAGAAGACAAGGAUUUAAAUCUGCAUAAUAGACUUAUUCUUGUUUACUGUCCUUUUCUAGUAAUCUCCCAGAACUGAUGCCCCCCACCCCCAACAUCCUCCUUUACCUUUGUCUGAAGAUG
This is a messenger RNA of Equus quagga, 4375 nucleotides long. RefSeq names its product D-glutamate cyclase (gene DGLUCY). The record is from RefSeq and is a predicted model, not a curated record. Lineage: Eukaryota; Metazoa; Chordata; Mammalia; Perissodactyla; Equidae. Gene Ontology annotation, molecular function: D-glutamate cyclase activity. Gene Ontology annotation, biological process: glutamate metabolic process.